ACGGACCUAAUAAAACGGCCACCGGAAGUGUUCGUCCUGGAAUGUGUUCCGUGUAUGCACAGCGCAAGGAUGGAGUGUGUGAAUAAAGCGGGUCAGCUCAUGAGUCUGGCGGCUCUACAGCAGCAUGACCCCUACAUAGUGAACCUGCUGGACGUCGCCGGACAGGUCGCGCUCUACACCUUCAACUCCAAAGCGAACGAAUGGGAGAAAACUGAGAUUGAAGGCACUUUAUUUGUGUAUGCGAGGUCUGCAUCUCCUCAUCACGGCUUCACAAUCAUGAACCGUCUCAGUACAGAGAACCUAGUGGAGCCGAUCAAUAAAGACCUUGAGUUCCAGCUGCAGGACCCUUUCCUCCUCUACAGGAACGGAAACUUGGGCAUCUACAGCAUCUGGUUCUAUGAUAAAGCCGACUGCCAGCGGAUCGCACAGCUCAUGCUGCAGAUAGUCAAGCAGGAGGCGUUGCGAGCGUCUCCUGACAGAGGUCCGAGCAGCAGGACCAAUGGCUGUGUUCAGAGCAGACCCACAGAUAUCCUGGAGCUGCUCAGCAAGGCUAAAGAGGAGUAUCAGAGGAGUCAGUCGUCUGACACAGAUGUUCAGGGGAGCUCAGAAGCUGCUCUGUCUCUGGAGAAGAGAGAAGAGGUCACCGCUGCUCAACACGAGAAGUCCGGUCCCUCGGUGAAGCAGAUCACGGUGGAAGAGCUCUUCGGCAGCUCUCUGUCCAGAGAAGUGUCCCAGUCGAGCAGCUCCAGUGUGGGAGAGGGCAAGCGUGGGCCUGUGUUCGCCCCUCUGUGUCCCUCGGUGGAGCCCCUCCUCGCUCCUCGUCUGUCUGCUGACCCAGGAGCCCCGGCGCUGGUCUCUCUCUUCCAGAGCUGUGGCACCCGAGACCCCAGACCAGCCGCUUCAAACACAGAGGAGAGGUCCAGCGGUCCGUCUGUGCAGCGAGGUUCGGCUGCGUACAGGAGUCCUCUCACAGAUGGGUUCAUGCCCGGCCCGCUGGUCACCCCACAGAGCUUCAGAGAGUCCACCUGCAAACUUCCAGGACCCUUCACGGGAAAGACUGCAUUAUCUGCUCCGGUCAAUACACCGAGCAGCGUCUUCAUGAGUAAAGAGGCGCAUGCGUUCACACCGUCCUCCACUCGGGUCAAACCCCUUCCAGCGGGGCCAGCUGUUCAGGGGGAGGAGUCUUCACUGCUGCUGUCUCCUAAUGUGUUCCAGCACUCAGUGAUCAAGACAGCCGAGCCUCUGAAGAUCCCGGCGUCCCCCACGUCUCCCCCAGCAGACCUGUACAGUCGCACCCAGCUCAGAGACACACUCAUACAUCUCAUAAAGAAUGACGGUCGUUUCCUCAGUGCAAUCCACGAGGCCUACACACAGAGCCUCUCUAAAGGCCUCAACAACAUCAAGUUAUAGCCACAGCCUGAGAGAACUACACGUGUGCGCUGGAGCGUCUCAGAUUCACUAGCUUUCCCACAUCUGCCAAUCUCAAAAAAAAAAAAAAAUGUUUCUGUCUGUGACUCCCAGCACAAUUAAGUGCAGUAGUGUAAAGGGACUUGUGCAAUACGAAGCAUUGUCUCUGGAGAAUUGCCUUUCCUUCAUGAUCCUGCCAGGCGCACAGAUAUGAUGCAGACUCCCAGUCUCCAGUGUUUUUCUGUUCAGUCAGUAUUGUGUGCAGCACUGGGAUUCUCUGAGCUCCCGGCACAUGAAUUUUGUGCACUUAUUGUUUUUGUUUUUACCAGCUUGGUGGUUUAAUUUGGCCAGAAAAUGAAUAAAGGUUAGUAGAGUUAAAAACCAUUUCUCUUGCCCCCACAGUUGAACUCUGGUGUGCAGGUAGUAGACUCUAAACAUCAGCGUGUACAGCUAUAGUAGUUUAUUUAAAAUGAGAUGCAUCAAAUCAAGAUUUCAGUGUUCCUGAACUACAGUGUCUUGCGUAUCAGCUGUUUUAAGACAUUAUUCUGCUCUUCUGUGUGUAUGUAAGCUACAGUAGGUGCAUCUGAUCGAUCAUUAAGAGUAGAAUUACAUGUUUUCUGCUUGCACUACUAACUAGUUCAUGGUUUGUUAGUUUGGACAGGAAUUUUGUGUUUUAGAAUUCACUCCAGGUUUCUGGUCUUGCUGCUUGUUUACACUAUAAAGAAAAAAGCUGACUUGAAAGGAAAUUUCAUUGUUUUGUUUUUUUUGUUUUUGGUAGUUUGCUUUAAUCACUGAGUAUUGUAGAUCCUCACCACAAAUUAAAGUUGUUAUCAGUGUUGUGACCGCUGCAA
Messenger RNA from Carassius auratus (goldfish), 2258 nucleotides. Its product is annotated as mRNA-decapping enzyme 1A-like. The coding region runs from base 55 to 1410 and encodes 451 amino acids. Gene Ontology annotation, cellular component: P-body. NCBI's taxonomy places the organism in Eukaryota, Metazoa, Chordata, Actinopteri, Cypriniformes, Cyprinidae. Gene Ontology annotation, biological process: positive regulation of catalytic activity; deadenylation-independent decapping of nuclear-transcribed mRNA; deadenylation-dependent decapping of nuclear-transcribed mRNA. The transcript has 10 exons. The record is from RefSeq and is a predicted model, not a curated record. Gene Ontology annotation, molecular function: mRNA binding; enzyme activator activity.